This is a messenger RNA of Rubroshorea leprosula, 847 nucleotides long. NCBI's taxonomy places the organism in Eukaryota, Viridiplantae, Streptophyta, Magnoliopsida, Malvales, Dipterocarpaceae. The record is from the annotation of a GenBank genome assembly.
CACAGGAAAGGCUGACUCCCAAACCCAGAAACUUUUUGUGUCUGAAAGCAUGGCACUUAGGUCGAAGGCAACACCUUUUGAACAACUUUUUACACAGCUCCAAAGUACUGUUGUGAGCAUUGCAUUGUACUGAGGAUCCUAUGCCUGCUCCGUUAUGCAAAGUGCAAACUUUUCAUUUUUCUUUUAUCGAACAUAUGUUCCAAUUUGUCAAUUCUGUCUCUUUUUUGGGUUUGGAUGGUCCAGGUCAAAAACAGAAAAAUGAGAAGAAAAGACUUGACAUUGCUAUUCCAGAUAAUAAGAAGCUUAGAGUCAUCCUUUGCAUUGAUCCAUGCAUGUGACCUUUGUUCCCGUUUCUGGAAAAAGAGGAGAUAUAUUGGGCUCACAAUAAUAAAGGUAAACAGUUUUGAGGGAAAAUAUCAUAGAAAAAAGGAGAAGAAAUUUCACAAUGUGAAAACAACAGAAGAGACAACUUCACUAUCUCUUCCCUGGCUGUGCUGUAAUAUUUGCUUUUGGACAAAAUGCAGAAGAAUAUAUAAAACAAGAAGUCACAUCCUUUUUUGGGUUCAUCCAUUUUGGUCCAGCUUCUUUGUAACACUUGGAUUCUCAUCCCUUUUAUGUCCUUUUUGGUUGAUUGCAGAAAGGCAUCCACAUGCGCUGCUUCUCUUUGGCUGUUGAGAGCCGCUAAGCUAAAAGUAAUACACAUCAGGUAUCGUAUCAAUUUCGUUGAAGGACAACAUGCAGCAGAAAGAAAUUCCUGCAGAGGUUAAAUCUACAAUCCAGAAGAAGAUUCCAGUAAUUUCCAGGACACAGAACUGGGAAAAAUAAUCAAGUCCACAUUAUCAUCCUG